Molecule: messenger RNA, 1669 nt
Organism: Paralichthys olivaceus (Japanese flounder)
Lineage: Eukaryota; Metazoa; Chordata; Actinopteri; Pleuronectiformes; Paralichthyidae
Source: RefSeq, a predicted model, not a curated record
AACUUUGGUGAACAUGGGAAGAGGCAGCACUGGGAAAAAACUUUUCUAUGUUGACUGCUCUCUUUUGGACUUUUCUACCUUUCAUCAAAGACCUCGGUGUCGAAGGAGCGGAGACAAAGGGAGGAUCGUUAGUUUGCUUUCGUAGCUUUAGAGUUACUUCUUUGUUUUUUGUGUUCACCAGGUAUUAUCUUGUUUUUGUUGCAUUUUUAAAAAAUUUCAUCACCACCGUCUGAGCUUUGAAGAAGGGAUCAUCACACACACACACACACACACACACACACACACACACACACACACACACACACACACCUGUUGCUGAGGAUUCCCCAGGAGCGCAGUCAUGUGCAUCUGCGUCACUGUUGUUGCUUGAGGGGAUCUGUGCGUCCGUGCAGCUGUUCUCUGGAGGUGGGCUCCUCGGUGAACGCUGCAGCAGAACCUGCCUGCUCAGGGUCAAGGAGGGGAGAUGUCAUCCUACUACCCACGCACCAAGGACCUGACCCGCACCAGAAAGUCACUGACAGAGUCACCACCGUCCUCUCCAUCCCCUACAGACAAAAACUACAGACAUGACAGACUGUCGAGGUACGACUCCAGUGGAGAAAGUGCGACGGACAGACCACUGGGCCGCACCAGCUCUUAUACGCGCAGAGAGACGAGACUGGCCUCUCUGAGUAAAGAUCAAGACUCCACCGCCAAAGACUAUAAGAAGAUGUAUGCAGAAGCUUUGCAUGAGAACGAGCGGCUCAAGUCCAGGUUGCACGACAGCAAACAAGAACUGGUCAAGAUUCGCUCCCAGCUGGAAAAAGUCACUCAGAGGCACGACAGGAUAUCAGAGAAGUCUUCGGCACUUGAAUCAGAGAAAAGGGAAAAACAAGCACUUGAGAGGAGAGUGUCAGACAUGGAGGGGGAGAUAAAGACUUUCCCUGCUCUGGCUCAGGUCCACACCUUGCGGAGGGUGAACGAGUGUCUCCUGGCGGAGAACAGAGCCAUGCUGCGUGUCCUUGCCCGCCUCUCUGAGACGGCCUCCAUGCCGGAGACGGAGGACCUCUGAUCCCCCGACACCACCUGUCCUCCUUUCCUCCCUUCCUCUCCCUUCCUCAGACACAUUACUUCUGCACUCCUCUGUCCUUCUGGUGCCUCUACAGCCCCCUCGUCCUCUGCUGUGUUCCUCUCAGGCAGAUCUUAACAGAGCUCAAGUCAGACAACCAGAGGCUAAAGGAUGAGAACGGGGCGCUCAUUCGAGUCAUCAGCAAACUGUCUAAAUGAAAAGAUAUGUGAAGCUCCAUGUUCUCUGUCUGUGGACGCUCCAACCCUGAAACAGCAGUUUCAUUUCCCCACACAUCCCAAGCCGUGACUCCUCUCUGAGCUAUGGUGAUGAUGGUGAUGGGCCAUCUCGGCUGCAGAAAUAAAUUCCCACUGCCCACGUUUCACAGUGUAAUGAUGGAGUUACAAUAAUUGUUUCUACUUGAUUAGUUAGUGUCAUUUUGUCAUAUAUAAAUAUUUCACAUUAAUCGAAUAGGGACCAGUCGUACUGUUUGAGUUGAAACAAAUCCAGGGGUUUGCAUGAAGGAACUGCAUCUAAUAUAACGUCACGUUUGUUGCCACAUCCUGCACUGCAGAGGAUUUUUAAUGAUGUCUUAUCUAUGAACGAGAAACCAGUUAUAUCAUU